CCCUGAGCUUCACCACAUGCUACAUCCGCCUAGUACGCUAAAUAGUACUCUGCUCCCUUUCCCAAGACGAGCCCUUAGAACUCCCUUCUACAGUAGGUGCGCUUAAAACUUCUCUUGAUUGGGGAAAUCAGAAAUGUUGGGGUUUGCAGCAAGCAAGGCUCUUGGAGCAAGAGCAUUUCUCAUCUUCGAGGAGAAGAGUAUCUCAUCUUCGAGUAGAAGAGUAUAAGAUGGAAUUUCAUCAGCGGCUUAACCGCAAAAUACCGACCUAAAAAUGCAGGUUCUUGUUCGUCAUUGAUGGUUUUAGUCAUCAGAAAACCAGGUUCUUUGUUGAAGUUUCUUCUCAUGCUUUCUUUAUUUGGGAAUGCUUCGUUAGCAUGUUUUUAGAAGUUCAUUAUGUGAUUAUCCAUGGAUUACGUUCGAUGCCCAUAGUUGUCUGCCAAAAAGCAGAAAUCCCUUUUACAUUUAGGCUUGUUGAUUUCACAGUAUCUCGAGACCUGCUAUUUAUGUACUGAAAGAUUGAAAUAAAGAAAAGUACUGAUGGCUGAUCCUCCAGAAAAGAAGAUGCUUAAAAGAAUCCCAGAUGGUGAUAAUAUGGACAGGUUGAGUGCACUUCCGAACUGUGUUCUGCUUCGCAUCCUUUCGCGUUUCAAGACAAAAGAUGCUGCAGCAACCUCAGUUCUGUCCACUAGAUGGAGAGAUCUUUUUGUUUCUCUUCCUGAUGUUGAUCUAAGUUUCCGUGUGGAUGGUGAUGCUUCUGACCGUGAUAGGAUGUUCUCUGAUUUUACAGAUUUUGCCAAUAGAGUGGUUCGACAGCGGAAUAAGGCUUCAAUUGGAACGAUUGUAGUCGAUGUGAUGCAUUUUGUUAAAAGUUACCGCCUGGCUUUUGAGUCAUUGUUGAUAUCUGCCGCUGCUGCACUUUCUUCUUGCAAUGUCCAACAACUCCUUAUUUCGGUUCGAAUGGAUAAAACAACUGAGCGAUUCUCUAUACCUAUUCCACCUGGAAUUUUUUCAUCUAAAACUCUGGUUUCUUUAACAGUGGACAUUGAGGUGGAUUGGAAUGCCCCUGAUUUUGUUUGGUUGCCAAACCUCAAGUAUCUUUACUUAUUUGAAUUCAGAUUGGUAGAUGAAGAUUCUAUUCAGAGGCUACUUCAAGGUUGCCCUUUGCUUGAACAACUGAUGUUAUUUGUGCAACCUUUCAGCUAUGAGAGUGAGAGUGAAGAAGGCAUUGAAGUUGAAGUUCUUCAUAUCUCGAGUCCCUCAUUGAAGAGCCUGGUGCUCUCUUGGAAUGCAAAAGUUGAAUUAGAGUUCACUGUUGUUGUGCAGUCAGAAAAUCUUGAGUCUUUGUUAUGCUCCCUCCAGGGGCAGCACAAAGUUACCAUAGAUGCCCCAAAUCUGAAGUCCCUGACUGUUGAGGGUCAUGUACUUGAAGUACACAUAAAUCAAAGUCUAGUAUCUAUUGACAAGGCAGUAGUACAUGCCGAAUUUCUGCAUAAUGUGACAAAUGGCAGCGACUUAUUUUCACGUGUUCAGCAUGCUUUUAAGUUUAUUAGUGGGUUGCAAAAUGUGAAAUCACUGAAUUUGUCAGAGAACAUUCUGAAGGCUCUGUAUUGUUCUCAACGGGUCUUGCCAAAAUUCAAAGACUUGAACAAAUUGAAGCUCAGUCAUUUUCGUUGCCAUGCAUUUCCUCGCAAUCCUUAUUCUAAAGUGUUGUCAAGCUUAUUUGAAAGUUCCCCCAACCUUGAAGUGCUUAUCAUUGAUGAAGUCCUCAAGGACAGUGAAGACGAGGAACUUGAUUCUGUUUUUCAAGAGGUUCUCUCAUUAGCUUUUGUUGGACAACUUAAGGAAAUAGAAAUCAGAAGUUUUGAGGGGGAGGAACAUGAAUUCAAGCUGAUAGAGUACUUUUUGAAGAAUGGAAAAUCUUUAAAGAAGAUGGGUCUCAUUAGAGACAGUUGGAAGACUGAAUCAGAUGGUUGUCACAGGAUAUUGUCAUCCAAGAAGUGUGCGGAGGAUUGCCAGAUUCUGUUCAUAACGAAAUGGGAUUUGCUGCAGAGCUUAUUUCUUCAAAGGCACUGAAACUCUUCCUGUAAUGAUACACUGUCGUUUAUAUAUUCUUCUUGUUCUUUUCUUUUUUCCCCCUUAUGACCAGUGUUUUUUGAUUUUUGUUGGUCAAGACCAGACUAAAACUUCAAUAAUUUCAUGCGCAUGUAAAAAUAGUUUAGAACUUGUUUAUUAAGUUCAUCUUGUGGCAUUCUUGAUGCUGCUGGUGCCAUGAUGAUCACAUCAUUUAGUUUCAGAGCUAGAAAUUUAUGGCUUCAUAACUAACAUCUUGUAGCAAAAUAUUUAUUGCUUAAUAGAACUA
Messenger RNA from Coffea arabica (coffee), 2359 nucleotides. Its product is annotated as F-box/FBD/LRR-repeat protein At5g22660. The record is from RefSeq and is a predicted model, not a curated record. Gene Ontology annotation, molecular function: protein binding. Lineage: Eukaryota; Viridiplantae; Streptophyta; Magnoliopsida; Gentianales; Rubiaceae.